Molecule: messenger RNA, 807 nt
Organism: Trichosporon asahii var. asahii CBS 2479
Lineage: Eukaryota; Fungi; Basidiomycota; Tremellomycetes; Trichosporonales; Trichosporonaceae
Exons: 3
Coding region: 1-807 (268 amino acids)
Source: RefSeq, a predicted model, not a curated record
AUGCUCCGAACACAAGCACACCCGACACUUCGAAUGGCUAUGGGGCGACCAGCCGCGCUCGCGCCGAUAAUGGCGUCCAGCUCUAGGGGGUUCUCGAGCAGCGCCAUCCGAAGCGUACCGGAUCACUACGCCGCGCUCAACCUGCCCAAGAACGCGAGCCGGACACAGAUCAAAGCCAAGUUUUACGAGAAGUACCACCCCGACUCACCGACGGGCUCGGCCGAGCAAUUCCACAAGAUCAACGAAGCGUACUCAAUCCUCGGAAACGUCUCAAAGCGCUCAGCGUACGACGCCGAGCUGAAUCCGAGUUGGGCGGGGAGUCGUUCUGGAAGUCAUGGACAUGGGGGGCAUGGGGGGCAUGGAGGCAAAUGGCACCCGCAUUCGCCCGAGGGACGGCGCGCGGCGGGACAGCACCGCGCCUGGCGCGCGGGCAAGGGGACGUGGGGCAAGGCGGCCCCGGGGCCGCAGUGGACGGGACGGAGGAGGGUGGAUCCGAAUCUUGAGCUUUAUCUCAGCUGGACAACCGGACCGAAGCUAACCCCAGGCGGCGGCAUGGGCAUGGGCGGCACCGGCGGCCUGGGCACGGAUUGGGACCGGGUGCGCAACGGCCCCGUGGAGAUCAAGACGGGCGCAGACGCUUGGAAGAGCAUGCGCUCCCGCAUCAACAAGGUCCGGAACGACGAGGAGGUUAAGGGCGAAAGCGCGUUCAUCAGGUUUGUCGUGGUCGGGCUCAUGGUGAUUGUCGCGUGGGCGGGGGCUAGUAUGGCUAGUGCCCAGGAGGAGCUCGAGCCUGAGGAGGUGGACUAG